Messenger RNA from Oncorhynchus gorbuscha (pink salmon), 2371 nucleotides. Its product is annotated as coiled-coil domain-containing protein 120-like. The record is from RefSeq and is a predicted model, not a curated record. The transcript is spliced from 11 exons. Bases 458 to 2278 code for a protein of 606 amino acids. Lineage: Eukaryota; Metazoa; Chordata; Actinopteri; Salmoniformes; Salmonidae.
UAUGUGCUUUCAGCUUGUCCCAUUUAUUUUCCAGCCAUUGAACAUUAGCUAGCAGGACGGAAGGCAAGGGCAGAUUAGCCACUCGUCACCUGAUCCUUGCAAGGCACCAUGAUAUUUUUCCAUGAAAUCUCUGUUUCCUUCUCCAGCGAAUCACGGGGAUCUGGGCCUGGUCGGGUGUCUGUAGUAGUUUAUCCCUCCCGUCCGACUCAUUGAAGAACUCUUCGUCCAGCUUGAGGAUUUAACAUUAGACACUUGAAGAGAGGCAUAGUGGCUCCCCCCACUGGUGGUGGCUGGGAUCACUUUACUUUUGGGGACCAGUGGAAGACGUACAUUUCUUAAUGGCUUAACAAAAAUAGAUGGCUAACCAGACACCUGGAGAACAUAUGCUUGAAGUUGCAAGUAGGUGAGGUUUUGAUUGGCUGAGGUUUGAGAAGCAAAGCCUCACGAAUCAGACCACAUGGAGGUUAAAGGGCGUCUCAUCACAUCCAUGGGUGUGCGGUCUCCAGAUCAGGACAGCAAGCUGCAAGCUGAGCGCAUCUCCGCACUACAGGAGAGAAAGCAAAUCCUGGAGGACAUCCUCAGCAGCCGAAUGGGAGAGCUGAGACAAGUGUGUCUGCUGGAGGCGGAGCUGACCGGGAUGGUCCCACGUGCUUUUCCCCUGGAGACAGGAGAGAGAUCUCCUGUUGUACAGCGCAGGGCUGGACUGGCACAUUACAACACCAAGGGAGAGGAUGAGUCAGGUCAGCGAAGGCAGAUGAAAACACUCUUCAGUGGGGCUCUGUACAGACACUCAGAGUCAGACAGGAAUGUCCCCAACAGCAGGAGGACCGUCCACCGGGGAUGUCACACAGAGGACACAGUGAUGUCGGAGAGUACUAGCUCCAUAUCAGAUUCAACGUGCCAUGACAAUGAGGAGUCCUCUCCCAGUGUGGCAGAAGACCACCGCUCCAUGUGCCAGCCCCGUCUGGGCAGCCCAGACCACCAGGUCUGUAGGAAACUGUCCCCAGUAGAGAUAUACUAUGAAAUGAGAACACGCCGUAACUCUGUGACCAGCUCUAUCAGCCCUAGUCAUUCUCUACCAAGGAGUGCAUCUAAUGUUGAAGGCAGAAGUGUUCCUGCUACCCCCCUCCUCGCCCGAACCGCCCCAAUCAGUGUUCAUGUCAGAUCAGAUGACUCUGGUGGGAUUUCACUAAAGCAGUGGUCUGGCAGCCUGGAUGUACCACAUAUGGAGCCCCUGGCCCAGGAAGGCUCCUCCUCGGAGCGCAGAGGCUGCCCUUACAGCUCCUGUGCCCGGCGGAGCAACAGUUCUGAGGCCCUGCUUGACCGCUCCAGUCUCCCCGAGGACCCAGCCCCCAGGAAUGGGAUGCCCCCCAGAGGAGGGCCUUACAAAAGUUCUGAGGCCCUCACUGACGGCAACCUGAGGCACAUCCACCUGGGCAGUCCUGAGAGACAGGAGCAGGCCAACCUGCGGCUGUCCAUGGGUGGGAGAGUAGAAGCAGCAGAAGGAGGGGGUUACAACGAGCUCCUAAUGGAUUACAUCUGGGGAAAGCAACAGAGGAUGCAAGUGCAACACCAGCUGUACCAAUCAACAGGUAGAAUCUGGCAGGACAUUUCCUCUCCUCGAUCGUCCACUGCUGCAGUGCCUCCUCCCGCCAAUGGCUUCUCCCACUCCCAGGUGCAUCUUCCCAGCGCUAUUCCUUCCUACAGUCCCAGAGUGAUCCAUAGCUCCCAGGCAGAGCCUCGCAGAGUCAAAGUCACCCGGACCAAGUCCUGCGGACCCUUCAUCCCCCUUCAGCAGGACGCCAUCCUGCUCUCUGCCUAUGAGUCUCCCCACCCUGCCACAAGCUCCACUACCUCCUCCAUUCCCAACCUGCACCCCUUCCAGACUGAGCUGUCCGGCCCAUCAUUCAAUCGCAGGCCUCCCCAGUUCUCUCUCCCCACCCCUGAGGAUUCGACGAGGAGUCUGCAUAAAGCCUUGGCGCUGGAGGGUCUCAGAGACUGGUAUCUGAGGAACGCCCUCGGCUACCCUACCACUACAUCGAAGGGGCAUGAUGCAGGGGUCUCCCGUCUCUCAUACCCCCACCCUAUGGUGCACCAGGCUCAGUCUAUACAAGGUGAUCCACUCCAUAGGUCCCAGAUGUCUCAGUCAGCCAGCUUCCAUGGCCACCCACUGCAUGGAAGGUCAAUGGAGUUCUCACUCUAUCAAGAGCCCAUUCAUCCUCAGAUGCAAGACAUGACAACAAAGGAGCCCAGUGCUGACCCUGGCACUUUGGUCUGAUGUAGCUGAAUAUAUAUUCAAACACACACAUGCACAGACAGACAAACAGGCAGGCAGGCAGGCAGGCAGGCAGGCAGGCAGGCAGGCAGGCAG